GAAAGCACUAUUGUAUAUUACAGUGAAAACAAAUAAUAAUUUAUUUAAAGUUACGAUUUAUUUAGAUCUAGUGAAGUUGUAAUAGUUUAAUAUGGAAUAAGAUUAGUAAGAAUUUUCUUUAUUAUAAUUGGUAAAAUUAUAGAUGAUAAAACGCAUAUACAUAUUACAUACUCUAGUGUCCGUUCUAGUUGAUUUACAUUUGUGCGCCUCGUGUAACAUGGAGCUGAUCUCACUCCUCCGACCGUCCGCCCGUUUGCUUCGCCGGCACAUAUAUGCAAAGGCAGCUAUAUACACUGUACAUACGAGAGCGAGAGCUGGGAGGGAAAUAUGUGCAGACGCAGUAUAUAAUGUAUCCGCCUCUAUGUACUACAUAAGAGCUAAAGAAUGAUGUAACAAAGAGGCAGUUUCACGAAGUUUGCCGAGCAUUCCCGAAGCGGCGCGACUUCGUGCAAGUCGCAUGCGUGCUUGUGUACCAUGAAAACGCACACCACGAUGCUUGUCAGCUGCUGCAAGUGCACGCCGCCAUAUGCAAUUCUACUGAGUUGCGCAAAAAAUUACAUUUAGAAAAAUGAUAGAGCAUAUUUAGAUGGUCCUCUUUCAUUAUUGUGAAUAUACCGAAUAUUCGUUCUCCCCACUCUUCGAAUCAUUCUUGUUUUUCUCGUCACAGAACACUAAAGCGAUGGUAACCUCGUCCCAUACGUCUUAUCACGAUUAAGACUAUCGUAUUUAAUUGUGUCUCUCUGUACUAUAUUUCAUCGCGUUAUGUAAUGUUUGCUCUUUUGAUUUCAUAAUUGAACGAAAUGAAUGAUAUACGUUGAUAUUAGGAAAAAGAAGGAAAUUGUAAGAGAAAGAUUGUGAACGUUAGAAAGAAAGGACAAUGUAGUUAUGGCAAAGAGAAUGGGUAGAUCGGUACAGGGCACAUCCUGUUCAACGCCAUAUUGUUCUUCAGUAAUCUCUUCCCCCUCCAUUUCCACUGCCUCCCCUCCCCGCGAACUGUGCCUUCACUUGGCAUAGCAACAGCAGCAAUAGAGGGCUGCUAUAAAUAGAUUGUUAUGACCUUCCAGUGUUGCCAAAACGACUGGCCCAGCGUAUGCCAUAGAAGAAAUCGGGCCAAUCAAGGCCGCGACGGCCAUUUUGUAAUGGCAACGUUGCACGGUCAUAUAGAUUAACAUCUUUGUUAUUUCUGUUAUAUAUAUAAUUAUUUAUAGAAAAACACAAUCGAAAUAAAAGAGUAACAAACAUAUAAACAUUUGAAUUACAACGUAUAUAGUUACGAUUUUUUAAAUAUUCUUUAUUUUAGUUCUAGUUGCUCAAUCUAUGCACGAAAGCUAGCGAUUUUUUAUUUUGUAUCUUAAUAAAGACGUAUCUUUAUUCGUAAACAUGCUCAUACGAUGCUGAUAAAUACAACUUUGUACAUCUUUUUGUUUUUAUAUGUUUCUUUAAGUAUCGAUCAAGCGACGUUGCUUUUCCCCGCAUACAUCUAUGUAUUAGUAUGUACGACUGAAAAGUGAAAAAAGGGAGACCGAGUGGGCGUGCCUGCAGCGAGAACCGGCAACGUUGCAGCCGUAAAUCAUGAUUAAAAUAAUAAGUAUAAUACAUAUGUAGUAUAUAGGAGGCUGUCGAGUAUAUGUAUGUAAGGCUGCGCAGAGGCACAAACAGCGACGUAUGUCUGGCAACGUUCUGCGCAGCUUCAAUUCCCCCACCUUUGUUAUUUAACCCCCACCAUCACGCAGAAUCCCACGGGUAAGUUCCAGGAAUGGCGGUGGGGGUGAAACGCGGGCGUUAGAGGAGGGAAGGGCACCUGAAACCACGACUAUAUACCGCCGCGUGCGUUUACCAAUCUUGGCACUUUGCCUGAAAGAGCAUAUCGACCGUGCAACGUUGUCACAUCGUCUGCGCGAUCUUACGCGCUGGCCCUGGCCACUCUUUGAGCGCUUUUGAUAAAGUCGUAGUUAAGCAAGAACUUCCCGAUGAGGCGGAGAUCCGAGAACUGGCUGCCAAAAUGGUGGAAGCAAACAAGGCGAAAAUGGUCACAGGAGUACCAGGGGCCCCACCACAACAAAGGCCCCCACAAUGUCUCCUUCCACAAUCAAAUCUUCCUGGUAUCCUGGGAUACUUGAAUAAACGACCAGCGGAUUCGUCAACUGCCGUAUCAACGAAGCCUCCUACGACGGAAGGCAAAGUACCGCCUGACGAUGAAAGCCAAAGAGGCCGAUUCGGAUGGACCAGUUUCGACGAUUGUCACAUACCUUAUAUAUUUCGCUCUGGCGAAAAGUAUUGUGCUGUACGAAUUUUAGAAUCUAAGUUGCUGAACAAGUACCUGAGUUACCUGCACUCGGAUAUCUACAGUUGUACGUGUAUAAGGAGUUACUAUAUAACGGAAGCGGAGAGUAAGCUGUUCACCGAUAUAAACGUUAAACACUGCGAGAAUCAGUUUGGAAGAGAUCCAUUCACGUGUAAAGACUUAGUGGUUCGGCUUUCGGACGCAAAGGAGUUUUAUACGUUUUUGGACGUGUGUUACACGAAAUUAACGGCCGGGACGAAUCCAAACGUGUCAAAUGGGCAAAAAGCUGAUAAAUGUGGAUUCAUUCGGAUAAAUAAGGAAUCCGUUGUUCCUUACACGGUGAAGGACGGCCUUCAAUACGUCCCUCUCUUUUAUUUCGAGGGCGAGACCGAGAAUCUCAAGUUGAAAGCGGAAAAGCUCGAGGGUUGGGACUUAUCGUAUUUAAAGUUUUGUUGCAAAGUACAGGGUAUUCGUAACGAACUGUUUGCCAGUGAAACAUGUUCAGUGAUUAGUUUGAAUGACAUUAAAAGUUAUUUCCCGCCGGGCACGGGGUUCGAAGAUUAUUGGCCGACGAAAGUGAUGGACUCUCAGUUGUUAGUGAAUAGCAAAGGUGGUGGUAGCGGUGGCGGCUGGACCAAACAACCUACACCGCCAGCGACCAAACCAGUUCCCGUGCAAAAUAGUGCGAAUAAAGCGACUGUUAACGCACGUGCUGCCCCUAUGCAUAACAUGCUACCACGUGGAUCUGUCGCAAACACAUCGCAAGUGCAGCAACGAGUCAGCCAACCUAGACCCGUUGCGACCACCCAUCCAGCACAUUCUUCGCCAACAGCACUAUCCUCAGGCAGGUCGAAUAUCGUCACACAGCCGAUGUUGAACACAGUGCAAAGUGUUAAUGGCUGGACAGGCCUCGUCGGUGGUCAACCCACCUUUCAAACGGCGGCGCUUGUUUCUCAACCUAGUUCUAUUGUGCGAAUGCCUUCGUCCCUAAACAUGCACAAUCAAAUAUCUACAGCACCAAAAAAUUAUUCCCAACAAUCUAGUAGGAGUAGAGGGGGUGGAGGUAGUGCAGCAGCUCAGUACCCUGGAGUUUAUCCAGUUACGACUAUGCAGAAUGUUGUUCAGGCCCAACCACCCCCUCUUGUCAGAGCAACAGUUCACUCCAAUCAACCUAAUCUCGGUUAUCCAACCUAUGGGAAGGAUGACUGGGUUACAUCGACAUAUACUACGCCUACUUUAGGUGUCCCAAAUGCUGUUACAGCAAGUACAUACCCUCAAAUGCUAGGUUUAAGCGAACAAGUACAAGCUCUGAUGCCGUCACCUACUCAGGUAUCUACGCUAUUACACCCACAAAGGCAUACACCAUCCGUGCAUAACACAUCUCAUGCGAAAUAUCCACCACCAUUAAUACCAGUUAAUGGUAGUAAUAAUAGUUCCAGGGAUUCAAGAGGCAGAAAGCCAUUGAUCCCAAUAUCAGAAACACAUAUAUCAACCUGUCAAGUUCAACCUUAUCAAAUUCAGAAAGCGCUUGUAGAAGACAAAAUGGUACCUUGUAUUAAUUUCAAGCCAUAUAUAUAUUCUGAAUUACUGAUGACGCUUCCUGACUUCGUCGCUCAGUAUUUUCCUAUCUGUGACAUUAAUAGCUGUCGGCAAGUCCUAACAGAUGUCUUGCAUAUAGACUUAUAUCAAGGAAAUAGGCUACAAAUGAAAAUGUUAAUGGAAGCAGGGAAGUGUUCAUCUUUAAACGAAGAACUACCAUUAAUACAAGUAAAAAGUAUUAUGAAAUACAUGCCUCAAUUGAAAUAUAUGUUUAAUAGAGGUGGUGAGAUGGUAAUGCCUGCACCUGCACAUUCUUCUGAGGAACACCCUGCCAAAAAACGUCAACGCACCAGCUAGGACUGGCUACAGCCUUACUGGCCUACUUAUGAUUACUAUCAUUCGGCAUUUUAAAAAAAGCCGUUUCCUUUACUCUAAUGUAACAAAUCAGCAUUAUUAUAUGCCCUGAAAAAACGUAAACCAGAUUAUUCUGUAUUGACGUCAUGUGCCAGAAAGAGUGCACGCAAAUGAAGAUUACCUUUUAUAAUACAAGGAAUCUGUGACAUACUGUGAGCUACUUCUUUCUCCAAAGUGUAUCUAUCGACGAAAGAAUACUUGUAAAUAAAACUGAGAUGUAUAAAACUAGUGUUGCACAGUUGGCAGUUUAGAUAUGCUUUUAUAUAUUAAGAUUAUUAAUACUUUUCUUUAAGAUUUUUCGUUUACAACUGGAAGUUGUCGAACGAACAAUAUAAAUACUGUGACUAUCACACACACACAAGACCAUUCCUUUCUUCUUUGUUUGUCCUCAUUUUAUUUUUCUACCUCUACUAUAAAGUAUCUUACAUAUAGUAUUUCUUUAUAAAUAAAAUGAAAGUUUUAAUAUUAAUGUGAUUCGGAGAAAGAAAGUGCCGCCAUGCGAUAACUCAUUAACAGAUGCGAAAUGCAAGAAGGUGGUUGUUUGAACUUGCUUAUAUUGCACGUUGAACGGAUAUCAAAAAGAUUUGGCAUUUGUAUAUUUAAAGAGACGGAGGUAAUGCUUCUUCAAGUUCCUAGUUAUUACUAAUAUGUAUCAUGAUAAUUGCUGAAAAAUAAUUUAAAACUGUUACUAAUUCACAACAAUGGUUUAACAUAAAUUGUGACGUAAGUUUACUGAAUCUUACUAGAGAAAAAGUAUUCUAAGUUUUGAAUCUUGGAAAACUCUAUUUUCUAAAGUUCACUUAUCAGAGACACCGUACACAGUGAUGCAAAUAAUUUUGUUCAAGUAUUGUCUGUGUAAAUAUCUAAGUCAAUAAAAAGAAAUGCAAUUUAGAAUAUCAUUAAAAAUAUGACACAUAUUAA
This is a messenger RNA of Bombus impatiens (common eastern bumble bee), 5158 nucleotides long. RefSeq lists its product as uncharacterized. NCBI's taxonomy places the organism in Eukaryota, Metazoa, Arthropoda, Insecta, Hymenoptera, Apidae. Bases 2003 to 4180 code for a protein of 725 amino acids. The transcript has 7 exons. The record is from RefSeq and is a predicted model, not a curated record.